AUGGGAGACGAAGAACACGAGGGCGCCUCGCCAAAGGAGCUCCUCAUCGAGGCCUGCCGCCGCAACAACACCGACCUCCUGACCGAAGUCCUCGACGGCCUGCCCGACGACCAAAUCACCACGCUCCUCAACCGCACCACGACCGUCAUGGGCAACCAUCUCUACCACGAGGCCGCCUCUCGCGGCAACUGGAAAGACGAAAUCAUCGACCUCCUCCUCGACCAGCCCAACUUUGAGUGCGACCCCGUCAACCGCCUCGAGGGGGACACGCCCCUGCACACCGCCAUCCGCUGGCUCAACUCGGAACCUCCCGCGCAGCGCGACUUUGGCGCCGCCCUCGUCGGCAUGAUGCUCGAGGCCGGCUCCAACCCGCGCCUGCGCAACAAGGGCGGCCUCACGGCGCACCAGCUCGUCGACCCCACCAACACGGCCCUGCGGAGCCUCAUUGACAAGCACCUGUACGCGUCGCAGAAUGCCGGCGACUUUGUGGAGGUGGUGGGCGGCGGCGGCGCACCACCGCCGGCGGGUGUGCCGCCUCCGCCUCCACCACCAGGUCAAGCGCCGCCCCUGCCGGGACAGGCACCUCCGAGGUUGCCGGUGCAGGAUAUGGAUGAGGAUGCCGAGUUCAGCGGCAGUGAUGACGAGGAGCGCGCAGAGUGGGAGAGGAGAAAACGGGAGAGGGCACAGAGGUAG
This is a messenger RNA of Akanthomyces muscarius, 693 nucleotides long. RefSeq lists its product as uncharacterized. Bases 1 to 693 code for a protein of 230 amino acids. Lineage: Eukaryota; Fungi; Ascomycota; Sordariomycetes; Hypocreales; Cordycipitaceae. Gene Ontology annotation, molecular function: protein binding. The transcript has 3 exons. The record is from RefSeq and is a predicted model, not a curated record.